AUGAAUGCUCUCAACUUUUUUUUACAGAGUUCACGAUUUCCACAGCCGCUGCUUGGAGUCGCAAGCUGCGAAUAUCGUGCCUUGCGAAAAGGAGAAUUGGAUUUGCACGUCGGAGAGAAGGUUGAAAUUCUCGAUGUAUCUUACGGUGUUUCUCAUGUGUUGAAAGAUGAUGGAACGUGUGGAAAUGUUCCGAGCUAUUUUUUGGAGCUUCGGGAUAUUCCAGGCAAUACCUUGGCCGAACAAAUAAGGUAAAA
Molecule: messenger RNA, 254 nt
Organism: Cylicostephanus goldi
Lineage: Eukaryota; Metazoa; Nematoda; Chromadorea; Rhabditida; Strongylidae
Source: the annotation of a GenBank genome assembly